Molecule: messenger RNA, 2730 nt
Organism: Lytechinus variegatus (green sea urchin)
Lineage: Eukaryota; Metazoa; Echinodermata; Echinoidea; Temnopleuroida; Toxopneustidae
Product: serine/arginine repetitive matrix protein 4-like
Exons: 3
Coding region: 463-2073 (536 amino acids)
Source: RefSeq, a predicted model, not a curated record
CCGGGACAUUAUUGUUUGCAGCAUCGCUUUCGAGCAAUUAUAGGGAAGACGGUUAUGUUCUGUUAUCUGCAAUUACCUUUUGUUUAUAACGCGAUGCGGAGCUGGGGACACUUUUGAGGAUCUUUUUACUCCAUUGCAUACAAUAUACAUGAUAUUAGUGCGAUACUAGGACAUAUAUUUUUCAGUAUCGCCUCCGAACAACGCUUUUACAGGAUCAUUGAAGAUAUUGAUGUUCUGUUCUGAAAUUCUGUCGUGUUUAUAACAAGCUGCGGAGUUGAGAACACUUUUGAGGAUCUGUUAACUUCAUGACAUCAGGACUGGGCGCGAUACUAGGCCGUUCUUUUCAGUAUCACCUUCGAGCAAACCUCUAAUAGGGUCUUCGGAAACGUUUAUUUCUUAUUUGAUUCCAUUGUGUUUAUAGCGAGGUGCAGAGUUAAGACCACUUUUGAGGAUCGUCCUACAAUGGCGUCAGGGCUCCGUCCUAAAAGUCCACGCCCAGGGAGAAAGCUCACUGUGGCUGUUAACAUUCCAAAACCUUCUCCAGAGUCCACACGAUUUCUCGAACCAUCCAUGCCCACAGGAAGAUCACCAUCAUCAUCUCUUGCGGCAUUUUCCAACGGGGACGCAUCGAAGAACACCAGCGGGCCCCAUCCUCCACUCUCGCCUCGACCGAUUACCCCGAGUUUUCAUCACGUUCGGUCACCAUACGGAAGUCCUGAUGAACAUCGUUAUCGUCGACAUACUGUGAGUGUGGUCGAGUCGAUGGAGGUUCGCGCACCGACUGUCAAUCGUCACCAUACGUUUCCAGCAUUCGACUUUAAUGAUGAUGACAAUCUCUUAAAAAACGACGAAACUGACCCUGAUGAAACCGAAAAACACCAACCUCUGCCGGCAUCUUCGUCAUUUUUUCAGCAAGCUAUGCUUGAUCUUAAACGGAGGCCGAGUCGAAGUUCGCAGUCAUCUAUCGACGACGAAGACAUGAAAGGGAACACGGCAGCAUCAUCUAGCGCCAGACAUCCUCUACGAACACCACCGGCUAUCGAGAUUAGUCAUAUCGAAGAGAAGAACGAUGAAUUCUCAUUGGACAUUGAGCUCGACGGUCAAAACAGCGAUGAUGAAAUAUUUGGAUCGCAGGGUGACGAAAAUAAAUUGAGCAGCAGCGCGCCGGACUCUUUUCUCCAUGAAACGAAGAAGAGUACAAUUUUAAGACUACAAAUCGCAAAAGCCAAAUUAAGCUCGUCCGAACGAGCACUGAAUAAAUCAUUAAAAUCAAAAGAUUCGUACAAAACCUUUAGUGAGAAAGCGGAAAGUUCCGUUUCGAAGUCGGCCAGGAAAUCGAGGCCGGGUACGCUUUUGAGCGUUGACGUCUCCCCUCUCAACGGUCCUCUCAGGAAGUGGAGAUCGACGGAAGGCUCUUUGCCUGCCCUUAGCACUAUGAUCUCCUCCCGUGAUAAUCAUCAGAAUCACUCUCCAUUUUUAUCGUCACCGAUGAUGAAGAGGAAAGGGAGUGUCCCAGCAGUGUUUCCGAUGCCUCCGAACUUAAAGCAGAGGUCGAGUCUGCAAGACCUGCAAUCAUCGUUUAAACGUGGUGAACAAAAUGGAUCGCCCAAAAUGUCCAGUCUUGCCCCUAGAGCUGCUACCCCUAAAAAACGCCCCUCAUCCGCGUACGAAUCUUCGACGUCGUCAUCUAGCUCAUCCGAUCGCUCUCCGACGGCAUCGCCUCGGACGAAGCCGGAAGCGACCGACGCACCUCAAAGACCAACAGAUAGAAUACAGCAGCAUCGGUCUCCUAUAAGUCUCAAGACAGUGAACAAUUUAACCAAAUUCAUUACCUCAGCGUCGGCCUCGUCGUCCAUCUCGGGCAGAUCUACGAGGAAAAACCUCUUGCCAGACACCGUCACCCUCCCGCCGGUUCUCGACUCCUCCGGUCGACUGCGUGUUCAUCGACGACGGGACGAUUCCAUGCGGUUGGUACGACAGGCAGUCAACAGCGACCACAACGAGUGGAUGGAUAACAGCAGUGAGCAUGACAAGCGGAAAGCGAAGAGUGCGCUAGGUUUCGCCGAGGUUUGAAUCAUCGUAGGAGAUGGAAAGAGAGAGAGAGAAAGGAAGAGGAGGCCAAUAAUAAAGAGGGGGGGUGGAACAGUGGAAGGCUGAUGAUCAAGAAGGAGAUGGAGGAGGGUGAAAAAGAGGAGGAGCGAAAUAGAAAGAGAGAGAGCGUGGUGGGCUGACAUGGCUGAGAGAAGAGGUGGAGAAUGUGGAUAACGAGAAGAAGUCGGAGGAUGAGGGGAAAGAAAGGAGGAGGGAAGACGGAAGAAGAGGCGAAAGAUAUGCAGGAAGAACAAGAUGGGGAAAGGAGAGAGAGGGGGCCGAGGAAGGGAAGGAGGAGGGGAUGGAUAGCUCGGAAGAAAGCGUAUGUCACCAAAUAGGCCCUAAGUCGGCUACCUCUUUGAAAUAGGCCAACGACAUUUCUAUCCUAACUUUGCUUUCUCUCUUAUUGCUGGAAUUAAUUUCCGACGACAGUAGCCGCAGCUUUAAAUAUUAACCAUGUAGAAACAGGCCAAAUCCCGGCUUCAUAAUUUAUAUUUUACUUGGAAAAGUUUGUCGUCCGUCAAAAUGUAUGACGUCAGAAUUGUGUGUCCCGUGAGCUCCAAGUAUCGUUUUGAACACGAGAUCAUACGAAAGUUCGGUCAUCAUGGUUACUUAACCGCAGCUCCCACGCACUUUGGA